Messenger RNA from Astyanax mexicanus (Mexican tetra), 1423 nucleotides. RefSeq lists its product as uncharacterized. The transcript is spliced from 4 exons. The record is from RefSeq and is a predicted model, not a curated record. The coding region runs from base 169 to 1059 and encodes 296 amino acids. Gene Ontology annotation, cellular component: membrane. Lineage: Eukaryota; Metazoa; Chordata; Actinopteri; Characiformes; Acestrorhamphidae.
AAGGAACAUGAUCCUGCAGAGACAGAGCUCACACUAGCAGUGGCCGUUUUACACAGAGAGACGUGAGAGUUCCUCACUGUUCUGUUUAAUCCGAUAAUAUUCUGUUUUAUUGAUCCUGGAUUAAUCCUGAUGAUCAGAUAACCUCUGACCUGCACCUGACCCGGCCUGAUGGACCCAGUCAAUAUACCAAACAUUCCUGAUGGUCCAGAAAUGCACCCAGCUGGAUCUUCAGGAGUUCAGGAGACUCCUCAUCCAUCUGGACCCAGAGCUCCUCAAUCCCGUCCUCCCGGUUUACCAGCGUACGAUUCGGUCAGUAUCGUUACGACAGGUCCGCUCAACGACACGGACAGCAUCCACACUGCUCAUCCGGUAACCGACGGCGACAGCAUCCACACUGCUCAUCCAGCGUACGACACAGAUAGCACCCAAACAGCCCACCUCACCUGCGAUACAGACAGCAACCGGACCCUGAACCCGGCGUACGACACGGACAGCACCCGCGCCCUCCACCCGGCCUACGGUCUGGAGCACCUCUCAGCAGAGGGGGGGACGGGUCCAGCUGGAGCUGAAGGAACCACCUGCACAACCAGCAAUGCAGUGAAUCCCUCUGAAGAACCUCCACCCUACACCCCACCCGACCCCAAACUGGCCUACCUGAUCUACCCCCCACCACUGCCCCACUACCCCAACCACCCCGUCAUAGCCUGCCAGCCUGGAGCCAACCCUCCUGCCUUCUACCAGCCUUCCUUCCUGCCACCCUCCACCUACCCCUCCUACGCUAUAUACAUGAACGGUCCUCCACUGGGUGAAGAGCAGCAGCCUUUACCCAAAGAUUACCUGGUGGAGUCUCUACUGGUGACCAUCUUCUGCUGUCUAAUGAGUGGCCUGGUUGCUCUGAUGUACUCUUAUGAAACGCGAGCAGCGCUGGCCCGGGGGGAUAUCCGCGAGGGCGAGAGGGCGUCUCAGAAAGCUCGUCUGCUGGUGAUGUUCAGUCUGAUGUUCGGCGUCUUCGUGUUCGUGGGCUGGAUCAUAUACGUGGUUAUAGUCGUCUGUGCUUAACACAGUUAGAUUAUACAGUAUAUAAAUUAUGCAGGUAUUUAGAGGACUUUAAUAAACUUCAGAAAACACGUCAGAAUCACACUGAAGCGUAGAAAACAGGAAGUGAGGACUUUUAAAAACUGAUUUUAAAAGGUAAAACUGAUAAGUGUUCCUUAUGUUCCUUAACUGUUUCAUUAGAUUCACUGUCUAAACUGUACAUACUGUCUGAACACUUAUUCUAUCUAGAUUUUUUUAAAAUGUGUAACAUAUAUCAGUGUUAUUUGAAAUGUAAAGAUAUAUAUUUAUAUAUAGAAAACAGAUUUUAUGGAUUUAACUAGAUGGUGAGUUAUAACUCAUCAAUUAAAAUUGUAUAUUCUCACAAAAA